Messenger RNA from Phacochoerus africanus (Common warthog), 1890 nucleotides. RefSeq names its product proline and serine rich coiled-coil 1 (gene PSRC1). Bases 325 to 1305 code for a protein of 326 amino acids. Gene Ontology annotation, cellular component: microtubule cytoskeleton; spindle pole; spindle microtubule. Gene Ontology annotation, molecular function: microtubule binding. The record is from RefSeq and is a predicted model, not a curated record. The transcript has 8 exons. NCBI's taxonomy places the organism in Eukaryota, Metazoa, Chordata, Mammalia, Artiodactyla, Suidae. Gene Ontology annotation, biological process: mitotic metaphase chromosome alignment.
CCCCUCUCGCGCGCGCGCGCUCGCGGCCUCCCUGCUCCAGGCCUCCCGGCUUUAGCUCUCCGGAUGGAGCCUUUCUUGGAACGGCUCUUCGCCUGGUUCCCACCUGCAGACUUCCGGCCGGCGGCCCCCUCCGCCGCCCCGCCCCACGAGGGCGGGAGAUGCUGGCCGCCACCAAUCAUUGAGUGCGCAUGGUAGGAGAGGGUGGGGCCUGAGAGAUUCGAAAGGAGCCCCGCCCCCUCGGAGCUGAUUCCCGGGACUAGGUUGUGGAAGGAAAGCACCUUCCGCAGGAGCUCAAGUCUAAGCUGAUUCUUGCUUCUCUGGAACAUGGAAGGUUUAGAAGAAGAUGUAAAGUUUAUAGUGGAUGAGACCUUGGACUUUGGGGGGCUGUCACCAUCUGACAGUCGAGAGGAAGAAGAUAUAGCAGUGCUGGCGACUCCAGAGAAACCUGUCCGACGAGGCCUCUCUCAUCGAAGUGACCCGAAUGCUGUGGUCCCCGCCCCCCAGGGUCUGAGGCUCAGCUUAGGCCCCCUCAGCCCAGAGAAGCUGGAAGAAAUCCUCGAUGAGGCCAAUCGGCUGGCAGCUCAGCUGGAGCAGUGUGCCCUGCAGGAGCGAGAGAACACGGGCGAGGGCCCAGUGCCUCGAAGAGUGAAGCCCAGCCCUCGGCGGGAGACCUUUGUGCUCAAGGACAGUCCUGUCCGAGACCUGCUGCCCACGGUCAGCUCUCUGGCUCGGAGCACUCCCUCCCCCAGCAGCCUGACACCCCGCCUCCGCAGCAGUGACAGGAAGGGGUCAGUCAGGGCUCUUCGGACGACAUCUGGAAAGAGGCCCCCCAGCGUGAAGAGGGAGUCGCCCACUUGCAGUCUGUUCCCUGCAUCCAAAAGCCCAGCGUCUUCUCCUCUUGCCCGAUCAACUCCUCCAGUCCGGGGGAAAGCUGGGCCCAGUGGGAGAGCAGUAGCAAGCCCCCCGACCCCCGUCAGACCAGUCCUAACCCCACAGCCUUCUACCAGCAAUUCUCAGCGCCCGUCUCGGACACAGGGAGCCACGGCUAAACCUUCCAGUCGACUACCGGUUCCAUCGGCCAUUCCCCGGCCCGCCAGCAAGAUGCCGCUCACUGGCCGGACUGUACCAUCCAGCAAAGGUGCCCUUCCCCCAGACCCGCUGUCAGCUCGGAAAGGACUUCCAAGACCAGGUGCCACAGGGCACAAAGUUCCUGUUUCUCAGCGACCAAAUCCUCCCAUCACCAGUGUCGGCCGCAGCAAUCUGCAGCCCCCCAGGAAGGUGACAGCCCUGGGACCUACCAGGUAAAGAGAUCAGGACAGCAAGCAAGAAUUCAGUAGCAAACCACUACAGUCACUGCCUGGACUCCCCUCUGUGAGGCCUCCCAAGCCCUGUCUUUGGAGGCAGGCCUGACCCCAGCAGAUUCUGGCCCAGGGAGAGAAGGAAGAGCCUCUACCACCCACCGCUGGUGCCGCAGGAGCGGAGGCCGUGAGAGAUGGGGUGGACAAGGCUUGAACUGAAGAGGAAUGAAACUCUCUUGAGUUGAAACAAGAUAGGAAAAGGAGGUUGCCUUAAACAGAAAAUGAGAAAUGCAGGAGGGUGCUUUGUCCUCCUCUACCCGGGCUCUCUGUCCAGCUCCCGAGAGUUUGAACUUCCUCCCAGGCUUUAGUUCCCUGGGCAUUUACAUGUGAAUGGCCUUGGUAGCUAACCUCCCUGCUCUCUGAGGAGCCUGAAUCACCUCCUCUACUGGACUUGGGCCUGUUGGAAGGGACAGGCGGGCAUCUGGUCUCCAGAAUGUGCUUCCUGUGAAUUCUCUGACUCCUAAUAGGCCAGUUUAUGAUAAGCUUACUCCAUUGGUCUGCAUUUUUCUAAAAUAAAAUGAAUAUAUUUUUA